Molecule: messenger RNA, 570 nt
Organism: Varanus komodoensis (Komodo dragon)
Lineage: Eukaryota; Metazoa; Chordata; Lepidosauria; Squamata; Varanidae
Gene: RPS23
Product: ribosomal protein S23
Exons: 4
Coding region: 94-525 (143 amino acids)
Biological process (GO): translation
Cellular component (GO): cytosolic small ribosomal subunit; ribosome
Molecular function (GO): structural constituent of ribosome
Source: RefSeq, a predicted model, not a curated record
GGUCUGCCUGAAAGAGGUCCUUGCAAGGCGGACUCAGUGCCGCGGUGGCUUGUGGGUCUCUCUCUUUCCUUCUCGGGAUCCGCCGGCUGCACGAUGGGUAAGUGCCGUGGGCUUCGCACAGCCAGGAAGCUGCGCAGUCACCGACGUGAUCAGAAGUGGCAUGAUAAACAGUACAAGAAGGCCCAUCUGGGGACUGCCUUGAAGGCCAACCCUUUUGGGGGAGCUUCCCAUGCCAAAGGAAUUGUCCUGGAAAAAGUUGGCGUAGAGGCUAAGCAGCCAAAUUCUGCCAUCAGGAAGUGUGUCCGAGUCCAGCUAAUUAAGAAUGGCAAAAAAAUAACAGCUUUUGUUCCUAAUGAUGGUUGUUUGAACUUUAUUGAGGAGAAUGAUGAGGUUCUGGUUGCUGGCUUUGGUCGAAAGGGUCAUGCUGUUGGUGACAUUCCUGGAGUUCGUUUCAAGGUUGUCAAAGUGGCAAAUGUUUCUCUGCUAGCCUUGUACAAAGGCAAAAAGGAGAGACCCAGAUCAUAAAAGUUCUCUUCUGUUAUACAGAUAAUAAAGUUUUCUGCUAAGAAA